GAGGUAACUCGCAAUGCAUUUGACAGCUGACUCACGAGAAAUGUGUAUCAGAUGGAGGAGGUGUAAGCAGGACCUGCCCAUCAGCAGAAGUCAACAAUGAUCAAGGCUGAAGAUGGAUGAUGGGACAGUUUCCAUGGUUACCGAAAUGCUGAAUCUAUCUCUGCAAGAUAAUCCUUGGUCCUCCACUUAAGCUGUGUUAAAUAGUUCGUCUUUUCAACUGAACGGAUGACUUUUUUUAAAGCUUUUUUUUAUUCAAAAGCAACAGCUUUUGACCAUUAUUACAAAUGAUUGAAAUGUGCACAAUGGGGCCAAUAUGCUUAAUAUCCAAAUGCACUUUGUGAGAAGACACAUAUGUACAUAUAGUUCUUAUAUAUGAAAUAGUAUGAUGGCAUAAUGUUUAUAUGAAACAUUCACAAUAUAAGGCAUCUAUUUUUAAAUGUUAACCUCAGUCUUUCAUUAGCUUUAGUCUGUAUGGAAAUAUAUGGACAAAGUUACUGGUGACACUGAAAAGAGUUGUGGUGGUAUUUUCCUAGCAGACUGACCAUGCUUAUUAUGUGUGAACAUUCAGCUGAUAAAGUCUGGUGCAAAACAUGAUUUGAUAUCUUGAACAAGCCGAUGGAAACGUGACAAGUGCAUUUUGAGAACCAAUCAACAGAGGACAAUGUCUUCCCCUGACAACUCCCUCGUCCUCUGUGAUCUUCCCCACACCGUCCUCCUCCACAUCUUCUCCUUCCUUGAGAUCCAGGACAUCAUCAACAUUGUCAGACAGACUUGUAAGCUGUGGUACGAGCUCAGCUACGAUCGCUACCUCUGGAAACACCUUGACCUUGAUCAUAUCGGAGACCACCUAACGGAUCAGUCGUUCCUUACGUUACUUGACAGUGUGUCUCAUCAUGUCGAGAAGCUGGACUUCGGGAUGGCUGUUCAUCUCACUGAUGGAUCCUUCAUGCAUAAGAACAUAUCGUGUCCUCAAAUGAAGUCCAUCAACUUCAGUUUGACAACAGUCAGUAAUGCAAGUAUUGCAUAUCUUGCUGAAAAAUAUCCAGAUCUGGAAGGAAUCGAGAUUAAUGACUGUAGCUAUAUUAAUAUUUAUAACUGCCUGGGUUACCUGUCCACUUUGAAGAAACUCAAGUCAGUGUCCUUUGAUGACUUUGGUUGUUCAGCUGAGCCAGAAAGGUUGAACAGAAAGCUGAAGGAGCUGUUUGUCUCAUGUCCUCGGCUGGAGACUAUAGUCAUAGAUUCGGAAGAACUGUCUGAUGAUGCUUUGGCAAGCUUGUUUGAAAACUGCCCGAAUAUUAAAAGUUUUGUCCUAGCGCAUUGUCAGUAUAUUUCUCAGGAUGCUUUUAUUGGCAUUAAAGGCACUGCCACCAAUCUGGUGAAUGUUGGUCUUGCUUAUACUCCAGUUGAGGACAAGGUGCUGAAGGUGAUUGCAGAGAGUUCCCCGUACAUGAAAGAGCUGGAUAUAACAGGCUGCAUCCACAUCACCGACAUCGGGGUGGGGCAUGUGGCUGACAACUGCCCAAAUCUUGAGAAACUUAUCGGGAAUCGAUUACAUCACGAGGGAGGUUGUAACAUCACUAAUGUCGGACUGAGUUCAGUCGCAAGUGGAUGCCCUAAACUGAAGAUCUUGGAUGUCAACUUCUGUGAUGGUGUGACGGACACUGGAAUCACUGCAGUGGCGGAACAUUGUCCACGACUGACCGAGAUUGGGUUGUCAGGAUGCGUAGGGAUCACAGACCGGGCUGUGAUAGCUUUAGCUGAACACUGUCAAUGGCUGUAUCAUGUCAACCUCACCGAGUGCAUUCAUGUGACUUCCAAGAGUAUCAUUCUCCUUGUGGCCAAGUGUCGAUGGCUCAGUAAUCUUUCCCUAGAGACCUGCCAUUACCUGGCUAAGAUAAAUCUAGACGAGUACCUCGGGUCAGGUGUGGAUACAAAAAACACAGGAGGAUGCAGAUCCAAAACGAUCACAGAUGAUGCAACAGAGAAAAGAGCCCCUAGAGCUACUGAAGAAUCAUCUCUUGAAUCAGUUCCAAAAACAAGUGCUUCUGUGACUAGCACAUCCCAUCCAGAUGAAGACAAGAAUCUUGGAGCAGCAGGUGUUGAGUGUGAUCCAAGUGUCCCUCAUUCUGGGCAAGUUAAGAGCCCUACAGGAGUUCAGACCUUCAGUACAAUUGGAUCGAGCUUGUGUAUGGAUCUUAGUGGUGACAGUGGUUUGUCUCUAGUUGUGCAGCCUCUACUGCCCAAUUCUAUCUUGAUAGACGAAGGAGGAAAGGGGAUGUCUGCCUGCUGUGUUUCAGAGUGUUCACCAGCAUCAGCCACAGAUCCACCAGAAGACGAUACUUCCCAGCUUGCAGAGGUUGCCUACGUCAACAGGUUCUUCCCUCACCCAAACCAUUCCCAUCUGACCAGCAUUCACCUCAGUUUCUGCUCCAAGAUUGCCAAUGACUCUAUCAAACAGUUGGCGAAACACUGCCCAGAUCUGAUGUAUGUGUCUCUUCGAGGCUGCUUCCUGAUCACAGACACUGCUGUGGAGGUUCUUGUGAGGUCUUGCCAUAAUCUCCACUUUCUGGACAUCUCGGGCGGUUCGGCCAUCCAGUCGAUGAGGCUCACGAAUGGGUCAUUGAUCGCUGUUGCAAACUACAGCAAGUCAUUGAAGAGCUUGAUGAUCUGCCGUAACAAGCUCAUCACCCUCGACGGCCUGCAGCGUAUCCUCCGUGACUGCAAGUCUCUGAUUGGAGUGUGGGUGACUGUCGGGGAUCAGUUGAGGAUAACGUUCAGUGGGGUGCUGGAGCUGGUGAAAGACAUUGACGACAGGUAUGUGAAAAUCACCAACACUUCCCAGGUUGAGGCCAAUGGUAAACAGGGGAACCUCUGCAUCUCACUCAUCCCCAAGAAGACUCCUCACAUCCGACUCCUCCAGGUUUGACAAGGUUCUCCUCAGAUGAAUCUCUCCUCCAUAUUGUCCUAUGCCAUCCCAAUCUUUUUGUUUUAUGUUUAAUAGGCAAAACCAGUUUAAUUAUUUGUUUUAUGUAUUUUUAUGCCGCUCAAAAGUAGGGGAAAUUAAUUUAAAAAACAUAAUUUUCACUGAUGACUAAAUUACUAUUGUGCCUUUUGUGUGUAUGGUACACUCCCAUCUUUUAAGGUUCAUAUGCAUUUGUUUUGGGUAAAAAAAUAUCAUCCGUUUGCUUCAGGUGAAAUGUUUUCCUGGAGUCCGUUGGAAACAACAAAAGUAGUCAAAAUAUGUCUUGUAACUUUUUGUUGUCUAACCAUAGUCCAAGUAUUGACACUAACAUCUUCUGAAAAUGAUGUCAAGUAGGAGUUCUAGUUUGUAGAAAGUUUUCAACACGGAGUGCAAAGGAAACAAUAGAACCUACUGAAACUGUGUAGGUAAAAAAACGGCAGCCAAACGCACUAAAAAAUAAACUAAAGAAGCUAUUUGAUGGAUCAUACAUUCAAGCAUUUCUUUGUUUCAUUGGUACGUACCAUGUAUUAUAGCCUUAUAUUGGGGAAUAUUUGUUUAGGGGUGUUUCUCCUUAGUCUUUGUUCAAACUGGAUUUUGAAGCUUCUUUUUGACUCCCAAAUCUUUUUGUUGCAAAGAUAUUUGCAUGAGGUCUUGCCUAUCAUUCUCAUCUUCGACCCUGAUCUGAUCUGAUCUACUAAAACUGGUGUGUAAGGCAUUCCAUCAGUAUAAAGGCAGAUAAGACUUGAUUCAUGUUCAAAGGCAGCCAUGUUGUUUUCCAUGAUGCUAUAAGGCGUUGAUGUUGUUGAUGGUGUAGGUGAGAUUCUUUCAUAUUGUGAUUAAGGCAUUUGUAUUAGAUUCAGUUAUUAAGAAUUAAUUGUCGUCAAUAGCGAUCAACUGAUUGAAUAACGGCACAGAAGCAUUACAAAUCGUGGAUACAUAUACAACUGAUUGCACAGUUGGACAAGUUUUUAUAAGAUGCAUGAUGAAUUAAAACAAUGGAGCUUUUUUCUUACUAGAAUAAUAUAGUUAUCAAACCAAUAUGAAUUAUUGAUGUGAAGGGGCGGUCGGGUAGCCUAGUGGUUAAAGCGUUCGCUUGUCACGCUGAAGACCCGGGUUCGAUACCCGACAUGAGUACAAUGUGUGAAGCCCAUUUCUGGUGUCCCCCGCCGUGAUAUUGCUGGAAUAUUGCUAAAAGCGGCGUAAAUCCAUACUCACUAUUGAGAAUUAAUUGUUGUAAGUAGCGAUCAACUGAUUGAAUAAUGACACAGAAGCAUUACAAACCAUGGAUACAUAUACGACUGAUUGCACAGUUGGACAAGUUUUUAUAAGAUGCAUGAUGAAUUAAAACAAUGGAGCUUUUUUCUUACUAGAAUAAUAUAGUUAUCAAACCAAUAUGAAUUAUUGAUGUGAAGGGGCGGUCGGGUAGCCUAGUGGUUAAAGCGUUCGCUUGUCACGCUGAAGACCCGGGUUCGAUACCCGACAUGAGUACAAUGUGUGAAGCCCAUUUCUGGUGUCCCCCGCCGUGAUAUUGCUGGAAUAUUGCUAAAAGCGGCGUAAAUCCAUACUCACUAUUGAGAAUUAAUUGUUGUAAGUAGCGAUCAACUGAUUGAAUAAUGACACAGAAGCAUUACAAACCAUGGAUACAUAUACGACUGAUUGCACAGUUGGACAAGUUUUUAUAAGAUGCAUGAUGAAUUAAAACAAUGGAGCUUUUUUCUUACUAGAAUAAUAUAGUUAUCAAACCAAUAUAAAUUAUUGAUGUGAAGGGGCGGUCGGGUAG
This is a messenger RNA of Haliotis rufescens (red abalone), 4742 nucleotides long. Its product is annotated as dynein regulatory complex subunit 6-like. The record is from RefSeq and is a predicted model, not a curated record. The transcript has 3 exons. NCBI's taxonomy places the organism in Eukaryota, Metazoa, Mollusca, Gastropoda, Lepetellida, Haliotidae. Gene Ontology annotation, cellular component: SCF ubiquitin ligase complex. Bases 662 to 2926 code for a protein of 754 amino acids. Gene Ontology annotation, molecular function: protein binding. Gene Ontology annotation, biological process: SCF-dependent proteasomal ubiquitin-dependent protein catabolic process.